AUGUUUUUCAAGUCCAAAGAACGUGGGACAGCCGUUGACCAUGGUCCAGAGACCCAUCAUACCUUCGAGGAUAGCAAGCCCGAAGAGUGCCAUGUGGAGAGCAUCCGUCAUUCCCAGGUCCGCUACGAAAUAGACCCUAUCUUAAGCAAACGUCUCGAUCGCAAGUUUGACGUUCACAUUAUUCCUUGGCUUUUCGGCAUUUGGCUUUUCGCGUUUAUCGAUAGAAGCAACAUUGGGAAUGCCAAGAUUGACGGGCUUUUGGAGGACCUCGAUAUGGUAACUGGCACGAAGUUCAAUGUUGCGUUGUUGGUCUUCUACAUCCCGUACAUCCUCGUCGAUGUUCCAAGCAACUGGAUUGUGAAGAAAGUCCGAGCCGGCGUCUAUCUGCCAACUCUCAUCACUUGCUGGGGCAUCGUAAGCACGUUUCUUGGUUUCACAAAAUCCUUCGCAGGUCUUGUGAUCUGUCGAUUGCUUCUUGGACUCUUCGAGGGCGGCCUACUUGGAGGUAUCGUUGUGUACCUGGCAAUGUUCUAUCGUCGACAUCAGAUGUUGUAUCGCAUCGGCCUAUUUUACUGCGCAGCACCCUUAUCUGGCGCUUUUGGAGGGCUGCUCGCCACAGGUUUAGCAACGAUACGACAUGGUGGCUAUAACCGGUGGCCUUGGAUCUUCUUUGUGGAGGGUGCAAUUACAACCGUCUUCGGUGUAAUCUGCUUCUUCUUUAUGCCAAGCACGCCAGCGGAUGCGAAGUUCCUCACAACGGAUGAACGUACACAGGCCAUGAGAAGAUUAAGAGAAGACUCACAUGGUGCUACUGACGUUGAAGACGUCAAUGAUGAGCACUUCAGCUGGCACUGGGUGAGGAUGGCUGUGCUCGCGCCGCAGACAUAUUUUUGUACUCUGGCAUGGAUAUUCCUUCUUAUUCCUCUUUACAGCUUCUCGCUUUUUCUACCAUCGAUCAUCCAGGGCCUCGGAUAUCGCAGCACCACUCAGAUCCAGCUUCUCACAGUUCCGCCCAACAUCGCCGCUUUUCUUGUCGUGCUCGCCACGUCUGCUCUUUCGGACAAAAUCAAGGCACGAGGUCCUGUCAUGGCCGUUGGAAGCAUGGUAGCUUUGUGUGGGUAUGUCAUGAUUCUUGCCUCAAAGUCAAGCAAUGUUCGCUAUGGGGGUACGUUUCUCAUUGCAACGGGAGUCUUCCCUGGAAGUGCGAUGAUCAUGGGCUGGCUUUCCAACAAUUUGGCUCCUCACUAUGUUCGUGCUACCGGAGUUGGGUUGUUGAUUGGCCUAGCAAACACGUCUGCCUUUCCAGCCACGUUCAUUUACCUGCAGAAGGAUGCUCCGGAUUAUGUUUUGGGCCACUCGGUCUGCGUAGGAUCUCUGGUCCUUUGCUGUGCCACCGUAUGCCUACAGAUGCUCUAUUGUCGAUGGGAAAACUCGAAACGAGAGCGGGGAGAUCGAGAUGAGCGACUGCACGGGAAUAGGAUUCACCUUCUUGGACAUCGACACCCAGCUUAUCGGUACACCUUAUAA
Molecule: messenger RNA, 1527 nt
Organism: Colletotrichum paranaense
Lineage: Eukaryota; Fungi; Ascomycota; Sordariomycetes; Glomerellales; Glomerellaceae
Exons: 6
Coding region: 1-1527 (508 amino acids)
Biological process (GO): transmembrane transport
Cellular component (GO): membrane
Molecular function (GO): transmembrane transporter activity
Source: RefSeq, a predicted model, not a curated record